This is a messenger RNA of Acanthaster planci (crown-of-thorns starfish), 9372 nucleotides long. It is a transcript of the gene ankrd27, whose product is annotated as ankyrin repeat domain 27. The record is from RefSeq and is a predicted model, not a curated record. Gene Ontology annotation, cellular component: transport vesicle; tubular endosome; late endosome. Gene Ontology annotation, biological process: neuron projection morphogenesis; early endosome to late endosome transport. Gene Ontology annotation, molecular function: SNARE binding; guanyl-nucleotide exchange factor activity. NCBI's taxonomy places the organism in Eukaryota, Metazoa, Echinodermata, Asteroidea, Valvatida, Acanthasteridae.
GUUGGAGGGCUAGGAGCUUAGCCUGGAAUCUCUUUUGGAUGGAAGUCUUAAAGCUUGUUAGGUCUGGCACCAUCCUCACUUUCAGAUAUCAUUUGUAGCGCCCUCACCGGACAACGUACACAAGCCCGUAGCUUAGUCAUCGUAUCGUGCAGAUAAUACUCGUAGUAGUCGAGUCGUACGAGUACUGCUUCGUGCUACCGUCGUAGGUCCAUGGGUCUAACUGCGUAGGCCUGCCGAUUGGCAAAAAAGUCAAGAGAGAUCUCAAUUAAAAAACGCAGCUGACACCAGCCAUGGAGGGCUACUCCUACGAUGAGGAUUUGGCUGAGAAUCGAUUCUUCAUCAUCAUGCAGACGAAAUACAGGCAGCUCUACCAGCAGGCUGCCUCCCAGAGAUUACUGAUCUGCAUACCAAGGACUGGGGUCUUUGCCCGUUUUUCUCUAAACCAAGCCGACUUUGAAACGCACAUACUUCUUCCCAGUGAUGGGAAAUCAGGACACUACACGACACUCAACAAUAAGGAGGUACAACUCAGUGGCGACGCCAUAACCACCACCAAAGGCUUCAAGGAGAUCCGAAUUGUUCACAUCCUAUUUGAAGAGACCUACUACAAUGAUCGGGAUGAGAGUUACAGGGUGGUCUGCAUCGACAGGCAGCUAGAAGGCGGCAACGAGGUGGUAGAGGAUCCUGUAUCUACAUGUCUAGAGACCUUAGAUGACUGCACGGAUUUCUUGUGGGGAAGUAAAUACAGCAAAUUUUCCCAGAAGCAGGUGGAUGACCUCAUCACUAACUUCCGGAACACCAAUCAACAGAUGGAGACGCUGCGGCACACCAUUGACGAGACUAGCUCUCUUUUUGCUAGCACCAUGCAGAUAGCUCUGAAGGACUCCGUAUUGCGCAAGACGGUACGUCAGCAUCACGGUCACAUGGACAACCUGAAGACGUCCAUGGAGACCUACAUCCUGCAUGGGGUCUACGGAAAGGUCUUCAAGGCCAUCAGUUCCUUCUUAGCCAGCCAGGACGCAGCAUUGAACAAGAUCACCAGGAACCUGUCCGAGCUCCAGGUCCGCGACGUCGGCGUCCGGCCGGAGUUCACGGCCAACGUGCCCCGCGCCAGGCGCGAGCUGUCCACGCUGAACCAGUACCGGACACCGCUGGAGAAGCUUCACUGUUUACGCCGCACCGUCAUGGCCAUCAGCCAGCCCGGAUUCAGAGCGCGCUCCAAGGAGCCAGCUCCGGCGAUGUCUUCUGACGACCUGCUUCCCUUGCUGGUGUACCUUGUGGUGAAAGCUGACAUCCCUAACUGGUUGGCCAACCUCACGUUCAUGAUGAACUUUCGUUUCUCCAGCUUUGCUGACGGGGAAUUCGGAUUUUAUUUGGCCUCCAUUGAGGCUGCUGUAGAGCAUGUCAAGAUGGGUAACAUGAGCAACGUGGUGAUAGGCGCGGCCAAUCCGCAGAAGCUGCACGUGCUGCGCAAGAUGAUGUCAGCGGACAGCAUGUGGCAGAACAUAGACCAGAAUGACGUAGUUGACACGUCAGCAAUCGACGUAUUCUUCCAGCAUGCCAGGGAGGGUCACACUACUGAGGUGGCCAAGAUGCUGGAGCAGAGCUCCAACGAUCAGAGCUGGCUGCUAGACCAGAUGUGCCACCCGCUUUGCGGCUGUGACAAGUGUGAGGAGCUGGUCGCCACGAAGCGAAACGAUCCACGGGCUGUCACAGCAUCAUCUAGAGAUGAUAGGGGCUGCACUGCCAUGCAUGUAGCAGCCAUGUAUGGUCAUACUGACGUAAUCAACGUCCUUAUACUGAGAGGUGGGGACAUCAAUGCUACUGAUUACCACGGCUCCACACCGCUUCAUGUAGCAUGCAGUCGAGGCCAACAGCACGUCACGUUAUUGCUGUUAGAUGAAGGAGCUUCAGUGAAUAUUGAAGAUAAUGACGGCAACACCCCUCUGCAUCUCUGCUGUGCCAAUGGCCAUGAAGAAUGUGUCAAAGCAAUGAUGUACAGCAGUCAGUCUGUUGAUGUCAAUGCCGCCAAUUGCCAGGGCGAUACACCGCUACAUCUCACCACCAGAUGGGGAUAUGAAAGCCUCGUCAAGAUCCUGCUGGAGCACGGAGCAUCCGUCGAAGCCCGCAACCGAAGGAAGGAGACGCCCAUCAUGUGCUCCUACAACGUCAACGUCAGCAGGAGCCUACAGCAAGCCAGCCAAAAUGCAGACGGAAAGGACAACUACAUUCAGGCCUCUAGUCCCCCCAUAGCGUCCUCCUUCAGCCCGCCCGACAGCACCGAUUCCUUCACCACAAGUUUUGCCAAAACAGCCAGCAGAACGAGACCGCGAUCGAGGAGGAGUUCCUCGCCGUACAGUAAAAUGGUUGAGAAGCUACUCAGGUCAGUAGCGGAUGGAGACCUGUUGAUGGUCAAGUAUCAGCUGGGGUGGCUGAGCGAUACCGAUGAGAGCGACGACGAUGAAGAAAUCUCAUUGGAUGCCAAACUCUGCCACCCUCUCUGCCAGUGCAGCAAAUGCGCCACCCUCCAAAAGAGAACUCUAGUAUCCUCUUCAGGCCUCAGUGUCAACUCCUGUAACUCUGAAGGUUUCUCCCCCCUACAUGUGGCGGCCGUACACGGGCAUGAUGCCAUGGUGUCACUCUUCAUACGCAGAGGGAGUAACAUCAAUAGCCGGAGUGGCGGCAGCCAACAGUGCACACCCUUACACCUGGCUUGCCAGUACAACCACCCGUUGGUAGUUAUUCAGCUGCUGCAGCAUGGUGCCAAGAGCAACAUAAAGGACGCCAGGGGCAACACCCCGCUGCAUUACUGCUGCCUGAACGGCCACGUCAAACCUGCAAGAUUCUUGAUCAAACACGGUGCCAACGUCAACCAAACCAACCACCGGGGCAACACGCCCUUGCACGAAGCGGCCCGAUGGAACUUCUGCCAGGCCGUCCGAUCGCUGAUUGAGGAGGGCCGCGCAAGCCCCUUCGCCCGGAACAAGGCUCAACUAAUGCCCAUCCAGCUCACCCAGAAUGACGAUGUAGUAAAAAUCCUACGCCAUGCAGCUUUGACGGCCGAUCAUGAUCUGGAAGAGGUCAGCUCACCCGACCCCGGGUCAGAUGUCACUGACGAGCCAACCAACUCCCUACCUUCACACGUUGCAUCCCAUCCGCUAGCUAGGCAAACAGCGAAGACGACCAAUGAAAGUUCACCCCCAAAUCUUGGAACGGCAGCGAGGCACGUCAGCCCCAAAGACCUCUUUUUCUCAUCGGGCAGCGUGGAGAUGCAGCAGCUCCAAGCCCUCAAUCAGUCUGUGAGAGCCUUUGACAAAUCCAAGAGAUUGCGCCGUUCCGUCACCCAAGACAGGAGCGAAUCCUCACUGGAGAGGUUGCGUCACCAGUAGUCCAUUGAGCACUUUGAUCGCAGAAAACUAAGGCAUGUCGCCACUGUCGACAAGAGCCGGCCCAUGCAUAUAAUAAGAGCACCCUCGCUUGAUGAGGCAGAAGCUCCCCGGCAGGGUGUCGAAAGCUGGAUCUCAGGAAACACUCAGCACCAGGAAGGUUCGAGUUGGGCCGGAGGGGAAGAGGAUGAGGCCACCGACCACACGCAGGAUGGGAUAGCUGAGGAAACCAAGGAUGGUGCGACAGAUACAGCAUUGACCAAAGAACCUCAUGCAUCUGAUCGAAGAAGAACGAUAGAAGAUGAUGGCUCAAAUUUAAAAAAUCCACAAGUGGAAAAGGAGACUGUCCAAUCAAAUGCAUCUACCUUUGCCAAUUUGAAUGCCAGCAGGAGUGAACAAGACUGUGUUAAAGCUGAGGAGCAUCUUGCCAUCAAAGAUGACGCCAACCCUCUCCAGGAACAGGAAGCAGGGGAGAGCAGAUCUCGCGCAAAGAAGCACAAGUCCAUUGUUUCGUUUGUGGAACCUGAGACAAGGCAUGAUCCCGGAGAGCCAACCAGGGAACAGAGGACUGAGGGGAUGGUGGUUGGAGGUAGUAAAGCAGAGCCUGGAGAGGUUUUUUCUGCAGAGUUGAGAGAAGAUAAUGGAGUAGAAUCGGCUCUGGUUGCUACAGAGGUGUCAACAGCUACAGAUGCCAACGUAUCACUGAGCACGGACGCAGUUGGGGGUUCCACUCACCAGCUGCCACCACUAACAGAGAUGCAGGAUGUCACGGCUACUUUCCACAGUAUCCCAACCUCGCCUGGGCACCGGCGGAUAGGGUCCAACGUCAGCUUGGACGAGAUGACCUCGCUGACUCAAAGCAUGAAUGCAUACGCCGAGUCCUUGCCACCGUCCUCCCCAACUGGCGGAUCAGGAGACCUCGCCGAGAGCACAGUGGGCUUUGUGGAGGCGUUGAGAGGCAAAUCCAGGGAGGAUCUGUCAGAUGCAGAACGUUUAGCACAGCAACGGGAGGCUUUGAUGAGCAGUCCACUGACAGACUCAGAAAUUGAUUGCAUGGAGCCAUUAAACCAAGAUGGCCACAUUAGCUAAGUGCAUUGAGGGCAAUUGAUUUGAAAGGCUGAAGCUGUAGGAGCAAUUCAUAUUUAGAGGGCACAAAAUAAGUGCAAGCAUGUACUGUACUGCGUGAAAGGUUUGACCUUUUAUGACCUGGUAAAUACACAUGGCUAAACCCAAUCAAACAAACUAAUUCUAUAUCUUUUCCGGGAUUUUCCAGGACUAAGAUAUAAAAAUUUCCAUGUUAUUUUGCAGAAAAAGUUGAUCGGAUUAUAAAAGAACGGGAAGACCACCAUAGCCGCUACCAUAGACUGACAAGGAUAUCCUGUAAAUGUGUAAUUAUUCCAUAAUCACAUCAAUAGCCUCUCAUCAAAUAUAACCCUGGCAUGACCUGAUUUGUAUGACUUUUCUAUGACUUUUUGUCCUAUGAAAACAGGAUUCCAAGGACACCCUAUUUUUUCCCAAUAUUCGAGGACUUUCCCAUGAUUUUACAGGGAAAAAUUGUUCCCCAGGACCUUUAAGGAUUUCCAUGGCUGCUGGAAACCCUGCUGUAAAUCAUCAUUUUAACACUUUUGCAACUAAAUCAGCACCUCCUCCCCCUCCCUCUUCUUGGAAGAUUUCUUGUCUUCAUCAACUUGGAUCAAUCCAAUUUGCUGGAUGGCUGUCGCACCUUCAGAUUGAUAUUGUGGGAACAGCAUAGCGUAGUUGAAGAGGUCUGUUUGCAAAAAUCUGCAACGAUGGGGCCAACUUACUGUACUCCUUUCAUCAGCUACUGGUGGGGACAAGCUACCCGUAAGCUAAAGGUAUCUUUUAUCAGGAUACCAAACCCGAGGUUAAUUGAGGUAACUAUGAAGUAAAGUAAGCAGAAGAAUGCUUCUGUCUAUCGGUAAAUCCUUUGUACAUGUAGUUUGACCAGGCAACAGUGCCCAAUUUCAUCGUUGUGCUUAAUGUGGAAUUUCGUGCUUACCGUCAAUUUUCUAUGCCAUCAGGUCUAGCAUUAAAUAUUGUGCUAACCAAGAAAGCACAGAAUCCCUCACGUAUGAGAUUUGCACAUGCGUGUUGCUCACAUUUGAAUGCUAACCAGUGACAUACGUGUAUGGUAAUUGUUACCGCAGUAAUUGUCACCAUAGAAUUUUCUGCUUUAGUUACAUGUACAUUUUCUUGCUUAGAGUAAGUAGAGCUGUUAACGUUGAGGUCUGAUUCUGCAGCCAAGUCCUUUGCUGAAGGCAGGCAUAGUUUCAAUCAAGCCAUGACACAGAUGGGCCAGUGUCGCUUUUAACGCUUUAUAGUAAUUGGGUCUUAGACCUUGGUAGCGUAUCUGAAUAUUUUGAAAAAGCAUGUUAAAAAUAUCUUACACUAAACGGAGCUGUGCUUCAAAACGUUUAUAUUCCGGAAAAGUAUUGAUGUGAUUUUUCACUCAACAAUGGGUACUUCAGCAUAAACCCUCAGCCUAGUCAUUUUGAGUAUUUUACAGAAGCACGGUAUUCAUUGUUAGGACUACAUGUACCUUUUAAGAAGUAUUGGACUUUGCAUUUGCAAGCACUGUGUGCGCGGUGUGUGGAAUGCCUCAAGGAAUGUUGACACGUGACUUGUUUAUAGAUUCAUGAAUUGCUCUUGACAUUACUCGGCUAUCUACUUACAUGUCGGUUUUUGGAACCUUUUAAACCCCAUUGGAAGAUUUGGAGGCAUAACUGGAGGUUUUUGUUUGUUUUCCUACUGGCAUUGUAAACCAUUUUAUCACAGAUCAGUCACAAGUAAUCUCAAAUCAUGCAGUCUCUAGUUGAGUCACAGCAGACAUUAAAGAUCAGCCACUAUUGGUUAUUCACAAUUUCUCGUUUUAUUAAAUUUAAGUUAUAUUUAAAACAAUUUAUCAUGUGAAAAAACUAAUUGAAAAUUGCUACUGACGUCAAACGCACGAGUUGAAGUUCUUCAUUUCAGGCAAAAUGAAAACAAAAGUCGUUGGGAGCAUCCAAUAGAAGCCCGUUUUGAUGAUGUUACAACGGUUCUGCUGUUAUACGACUGUUUCAUCAUUUUGGGGUGAACGUGCCCGCGUGCGUGAGCGCUGUGCUUGCCCGAAAAUAACUGAAUUAAACGAGUUAGGACAGUGAGAGAGUUGGAAUUGCUUUAACUUCAAAACAAUGUUGAUCGGGCAAGUUAAGGUGAUGUCUACGCUGGAUGAUACAGUUGAAUCGCCCCAAUUUGAACCGGAGUAAAGUCCCGAUGAAAUUUAGGCAGAUGGUUGCGGUAAUUUGCUGAGAAUGGCCGGCGAGGAAACAGACAGCCUACUACAUUGUAGGGCCACAAGGUCAAGAAACUAUGGAGGAACGAGAGCAGCAGUUUAUAUGACAUAAUCAAAUCGCUACAUUUGUUUGCCGCCCUCAUCGACGCUUUUUUAUUUUUCUCAAAGCAUUCUCGCGGUGGAACUGAACCCUCCAAAUGACGGUUUCUUUUAUAAAUGCAAAGAAAAGCUACCUCCUUAGUCAUUAUAUGGGUAAUAAUGACCAAUUCCCAGUUGAACCGUUUAAAAGCAGUAUGAGUGAUCUUUAAUAGUCAAGGAAAUGUGACAGUAGCAUUCUUGUCAAAGCGAAAAAAUCUCUACUUGUGAAAAAGCGUGUUGGCUGAUUAGACUAGUGAUUUGACUUGUGGCCGACUGGUACAUGUAUACGUAAUUGGCUGGCCGGGAAUGCAACUGUAUUUUUUUGUUUUGUCCGAUUGGUUGGCAGUUUGUUUACUGAAUCCGAGAGCAGUUUGAUCAGUGCUCCUGGGUUUGUACACAUCGAAAAGAAGGGCUUACCAUUUAGCUUCCUAACACGGCAAGUAUGUUAACUGUGAUAUCGGACAGAUCGGUCAUUUCACUAUUUUCGAAAAUGACAGUUCCUGCUGAAUCCGUUACACUAAUAUAAUGCAGAAUUUUGUGUCAUUUAUACCCUUGCUAAAGGACUUGGGCAAACGGAAACAGCCCCUUUAACAAUGAGUUGAAAACGUUGUGACAUUCAAAACGUGUUUCGAGGCUGGGUAUUUUGGCUGUUUUGCCCACAUUUUAUAGAAUGAAUCUUUCCAUUUUAUCGUCACCUAAUUUCACAUUUGAAGUUCUUUGCAUUUGUUGGACUCAGCUGAAACACUUUUAAGGAAGUGUCCUUAUUAGGUAAGGUUUUGAAAAUUGUUUUGAAUGUUUAUUAGUUAUUGGAUGCUAUUCACAGAACGCAUGCCAUUGUAUCAAAGAACAGAGCUUCUCACAUUGAGGUUUUUGUAUAGAAGUUUCAAUGAAAUAACCUUUACAAAAAUUAACUAAUAUAAAUAUUGACUAAUGAUGAAAUUGCCUUAACUUCUAGAGACAGUGACCCAAAGUUACUUGUAUUUGUUUCGAAUUAUAUGGAAAUUAUUUUUUUUACGCUGCAAUUUAAUUGCAAUAUUGAUUCUAAAGGUAAAGUUUUUGAGGUUUUGCCGCCUUUAAUUACAUUGUAUAUUCCUUUCUUCACCUGUUGGCUUUUAGUUUAUUCGUCUAGAUAUUCACUGUGUUAAUCCUCUUUAAAUUUGAUCCUUGAUGAGAUACAUGGUAUGCUAUUAUGUAAGAAUCUUACAGGCAUUAAUGUUUCUACAUAACCUCGUCGACAACUCUGACCAUGAACUAACGAUCACAAACGGAGGAGCACAAGGAGCAAUUUUUUUUCUACCUGUGUGCAACCGGUGUUUUGAUUUGUUUUAUUGUUUUGGUCUUGGCAUAAGUCAUGCUGACUACCUCAUGCUGAAUACUUUGCAGUCUGGAUGGUGUCAUUGAAAAACAUAUGACGUUCCUUUCAGAAUAUCACUUACUCCUAAAGGAGAGUUCACUUAGUGUCACCGGAAACGUUCGUCUCAUGUCUUUCCGUGUAAUUCACAUACAGCUUAGGGCCUACGGCUUUUGAAAAUGAUUAACUUCAUGGGAUCCGUUUCAGUGUCGCAAGAAAAUCUGCCCUGGUCUUUCUUCAUGUCACGAAAUUCCUUUAUUUAUUAUUGUUGUUUUUAUUAUUGGCAUUAUUUUGGCUCUAUUUUUUCUGCAGUUGAUUGUUAGCUCAAGACAACCACAUAAAACACAUGCAUUUGUGUACACAAAAGUAAUUUGCCUCUGUCACCUUAGAACCUAAUACGCUUAAUCUAAAUUGUUCCUGAUGGUGCACCUACCUUUGAGUUGUUGAAACUUACUCGUUUGAAGUAACGUUUCUUAAAUGAGAAGGGUAUUCGGUGUUUUUUAAAAUUCUAACCAGAUUGUUUGACUCUAGUGCUUGAGGAAUGCAUGCAAGAGAAUGUUACAUUGACCCCAAUGACCUCUCGCACAGACGGCUUCAGUUCACUCACUGAUCAAAACUUUCUCUGCCGGUUGGCGUUGCAGUGUCCGUGAAGGAUAUUAGGUCAACCCUUUUUCAUUUUCCCCCGACAGAACACUUGAUUUUAAACCCCUUUCUUCAUAUUGCUCACCCGUGUCACACCAACAGAUAAUCAAUCUUGAUCUCCAGUGGUUACUAGCACCACUUGUUUCAACCUAGUGCAGGGAAAUUAACCUUCAAUAAAGGAUAGAUCAUUCUAAAUAAGGAAUUAAUAUUCGCCGAUUGGUGCAAUAAUGUGUAAAUAUGGUAAUUUGUUUACAAUUGCAUUGUCUACCGCUGUAUAACUGCUGGACUAGUUAAUUACUGUCACAUGCAAAUACCAAUCAUAUAUUAUCAAAUCAGAUCAGUGUUCCGAUUUUUCUUGUGAAUACGGGCAUUCAACUUGUAUCAGGCUGUAGCCCGUUUUAGUAAAUUGCGCCUACGUGUACGUGUUUGUAUUGUUGAGCCAUUUAUGGAAAUUAACAAUAUCGUUUAAUUUACAGUUAUUCUUAUUUCAUCAACCACAUCUUGCAAAAAAUUAAAAUGUGUGCAGGCCUCCUCUUCAUAGACCUGCGUCCAUCGUAACCUUA